AUGCAUUUCAAUGUAUUUGUAGAAGGAGAGUUUAACAAUGUCAAGGGAGUUUUUAUUGAUCAGUCGUACCCGGUGAAGAUUCGAUGCACUAACUGUGGAGCACUUCAUGAAAAAGCAGUUGUAUUAUCUGAAGACAGCAUCGGAGAAGGAGAUUUCAAGGACAAAGUCAACCUUAGUGUGGCCUGCAGGUCCUGUAGGAGAACUAUGACACUGAAGAUUUUAAAGUUGAAGGAGGCAAAGAAGCAUUUGCUCCCAACCAAAUUUGAGGACGAGUUUAAAGAGGUGUGGCUUACAGAUAUGGAGAAAAAUAGGUUUUUGGUGUCUAGAGUUCAAACCAAUGGAGCCGAGGUGGUGUCUAUCGACUCCUGUACUCUUAAUCUGGUUUCUAAUCAAGACGUUCUGUUUACAAAUGUGAACUUUGAAGAAAAUACCGUGGCCAAAUGCAGUAGCCUCAACAUGAUAUCUUCCAUUACUCUUUUUUCCCUCACAGUCGAACUUACUAAAUAA
Molecule: messenger RNA, 507 nt
Organism: Encephalitozoon intestinalis ATCC 50506
Lineage: Eukaryota; Fungi; Microsporidia; Unikaryonidae
Exons: 1
Coding region: 1-507 (168 amino acids)
Source: RefSeq, a predicted model, not a curated record